CCAUAAGGAACAUUUUAUGUAAAAUUUUGUUAACAAUGAAAUGAACACACUUCUUAAUUGUCAUUAUAGGGAAGUGUUCUAUGGAUUUGUCAUCACUUAAAAUUGUUAGAAAAUACUGCAAAAAUUGAUAAGUUUUUGUGUUUUUCCUUACAUUAAAUUAUAGCUUUAAACCUUCAGAUACGUAUAGUUCAAAUCGAGGCACAAUGCAGGAUACAAGACCAGAACUGUACGAAGAAGUUAAACUGUACAAGAAUGCCAGGGAAAGAGAAAAGCACGACAACAUGGCAGAACUAUAUGCUGUAGUAAGCACCCUCCAGCACCUAGAGAAAGCAUAUAUGCGAGACUGUGUCCGUGCGCAGGAGUACACCGCAGCCUGCAGCCGCCUGCUAGUACAAUACCGAGUUGCUUUCAAACAAGUGCAAGGGGAUGAGUUUCCUACUAUUGAGGCUUUUGUUAGCAAGUUUAGGCUAGACUGCCCAGCGGCACUGGAGCGAAUAAGGGAGAACAAACCAAACUUAAUCAAAGAUGACAAAGGAAACACAAACAAAUACAUUGCAGAGAUUGUCUCUUUGUUCAUAACACUAAUGGAUAAACUCCGCCUCGAGUUCCGCGCGAUGGACAUGAUCCAGCCUGAGCUACGCGACCUUCGCGACACCAUGGACCGACUGCUCAUGCUGCCGGAGGACUUCGAGGGGAAACUUAAGGUGCAAGAAUGGCUGGACAAAUUGUCGGAAAUGUCCGCGUCAGACGAAUUGUCGGAGGCGCAAGUGAGGCAGCUGGUAUUCGAUUUGGAGACCUCCUAUGGCGCUUUUAACAAGCUGUUGCACAAGGACUAAACAGGUUAAUACAGGAGCUCAAGGUGUUGUGUCGCAUCUCAACUAGCUUCAUUAUAUAAGUAUCGUUUUAUUGUAUACUGUAGUUAAAUUAUAUAAUGAAUAUCUUGUAUUAAUAUGUAAGCUAUAAUAUAAAGUCAAGUGGACGUCAAAUUGAGCACAUCGGACUUGAAGCACUUGGGCGAAUUGAAGUCAGGCCACACAGACGCGGUAUAGCGGGAACAGCGGUCCGGGGGGGGGACCUGCGGGAAGCAAACGCGGGCCGGGGCGUGCCACACAGCAGUCCCGCGCGUAGUUCGCGGCGUGACACCAAAACAUUUUUCCAUCCUCUAUGUUUUCAACACAGAUAAAGAAAUCACCUUGUCACUGUCGGAUGGUGAUGAAGAACUUCUUUUAUAAGAGCUAAUCCUGCGGAAGUUCCAAAUUGACAGUACUUCGCUUUGGAUAGACACACACUGGUUUUUGCUAUCCAGGUUUUCUUUUUUUUUUACGAUUCCAAAUGACGGGAUGAACAAGUCGUGGACCUAAUGGUACAGUAAGGUAAAAAAUCGUACACUCACGACUUUGAUUUGGCUCCUUGGAAAUCUUUUCCUAAAUCAUUUCCUUCUUUAAACUGUUUUUAUAAUUUCUAUCACUUGUAUUAAGUAAACGGAGAUGAUUGCACAUAUGUUUUUCGAUCGAAUUCAUCUUGAAACUUGACUAAAAUACUCCAUAGUUGUAUAAAAGUACAACGUCCAAACCCGCUGAAGCCCCGCUAAUGCCCCGCUAAUGUCCCGCUCACGGACCGCGCGUUUCAGUGUGACAGGGUUCAUAUGAACUCGUACAUUACCUAAUUCCCGCGCCCGGAACGCUUCCGCGGCCGCCUCUGUGUGGCCAGAGCAUUAGGGCGCGUUCAAAAUAGCCGCUGUUAGUCGCGCAUGUUAAUUUUCCAAAUUAACCACGAUGGACGAAAAUCGAAUUGAAGAAUUUGUAGAGAAUGUAAAACAACACCCUGCCAUAUGGGAUAGCAGUUCCGCCUUACUUAUUCCACUCAACUGGAUAAAAAAGGCAUGGGAAAAUUUAUGUCUAAAAUGUAUUGACAAUUUUGAAACUACAACUGAAAAAAACAUGGCAGGUGAGUCAUUUUUAAUACCUAUAUGUGAAGAGUGUGCCCCAAGAACUAGAUAAAAGUAAUGUUAGUUCGUCAGAAUCCAUCGCGUAACUGGGUCGAAAGAUGAAACAUCACUAAAAAUUUGGUCGUACUUCAGCAGCACGGCCGUCGCGCGGCUGCAGCGCUUCUAACAGCGGCUAAUUUGAACGCGCCCUUAGGCGCCUAUUACAAUGAAGCAAACUUGAUGGUGUUUUUGACUGUACUAAUUUCAUAAGCAUCAGUUGAUUUGUUGAGAACUUAAAAUGUACAAAAACCGUAUUUUUAGAUUUAGAUGGAGGUCAAAUGCACACUUACAUUUGAAUAAAAAAACCGUAUUUUUAACCGACUUCUCAAAAAGGACAAUGUUACGCGAUACCGAUUUUGAAGAUUCUUUUUUGUUGGAUAGAGGGUACCUCAGUAUUGAUCCCAUUUAAAUUUCAAGGAAAUAUUCCACCUCUAAGGGUGGCAAACUAGGGGAUGAAUCCGGUUUC
This is a messenger RNA of Hyposmocoma kahamanoa, 2453 nucleotides long. RefSeq names its product vacuolar protein sorting-associated protein 28 homolog (gene Vps28). Gene Ontology annotation, molecular function: protein-containing complex binding. The record is from RefSeq and is a predicted model, not a curated record. Bases 204 to 836 code for a protein of 210 amino acids. The transcript has 7 exons. Gene Ontology annotation, biological process: protein transport to vacuole involved in ubiquitin-dependent protein catabolic process via the multivesicular body sorting pathway. Gene Ontology annotation, cellular component: ESCRT I complex. Lineage: Eukaryota; Metazoa; Arthropoda; Insecta; Lepidoptera; Cosmopterigidae.